GCUUGUUUAAUUUAUAAUUAGGCAACAAUGUCUUCAGUUCAGUAUUUGAGAGAGUUUGUCAACGAGAGACUAUCUGCUGCUGCUGAAGAAAUAUUCAGAGUUUUUGAAAAGACUAUCGUCGAGUACGAAAAAGAGAUCGAUCGACAGCGAAGACUGUUGGAUGUUGUUUGGAAAACCUGAAAUAAAGUUACACAGGAUAGGUGUGUUACUCUUAAUAAAAUUUUUUUUAGAGGAAUUGAAUUUAUAUAUAAUUAGAAAUUGCUCAAUGCUCGCAUGUCUGCUUUUUAUUCUUUACCAUCACAGUAGUAACUUAUUCUUUCUGUUCUGUGUCCCUCCAGAGCUCCCACAGCAACAUGUCUGUGAGCAGCAGGAGGUGCUCACUGACCAGCAGCUCUGUAUUCAGGAGAGGAACUCCAGUCUGGACCAAGAGGACCCAGAGCCUCCACAGAUUAAAGAGGAACAGGAGGAACUCUGCACCAGUCAGGAGGGAGAGCAGCUUGUACUGAAGCAGGAGACUGAUGACUUUAUGGUGACUCCUACUACUGAGCAAAGUGACCACAGUGAAGAUCAAACUCUGUACUUCAAUCCUGUUGACACUCUAAAUGCAUCAGAGUCUGUAGGCAACGUACAAUUUACAAGCUAUAUGGUAUCAGAACAAAACAGUGACCAGCAGCUCCUCUCUCACAACUCUCAUCAGAAAGAUCCGAAAGUAGGCAAGCAUGUAGACUCCGGCUCAAAUAGAAAUGCAGAGCCAAACUCACAGAACAGACAUCACCAAAGCAACAGUCACAUUAACAAUGUACAUAACCCUACCAUGUCAAAGAUUCACCAUAAUACUCAAACAGGUAAAACGUAUUUCCAAUGUGACACUUGUGGAAAAGCUUUUAAGUAUCAGUCAAGCUUGAUCCCGCACCUGAGAACUCACUCAGGUGAGAAGCCAUACUCUUGCAACACCUGUGGGAAAAGAUUCAGUCAGAAAUCCUCAUUGAAGACUCAUGUAAGAAUUCAUACAGGGAAGAAAUCACAUACUUGCAAUACAUGUGGUAAAGAUUUCAGACUGAUUCGUGACUUGGCAGUCCACAUGAGAAUCCACACGGGUGAGAAGCCAUUUAAUUGCGUAAUAUGUGGGAAAGCUUUCAGACUCAGUGGUGACCUGACAGUUCAUAUGACUAAUAUACACUGGAGAGAGGCUGUAACUUUGCAAGAUUUGCGGGACAAUUGACUCGUAUGUAUUGGAUUUGGCGAAGCAUAUAAGAUACAUGUACUGCAUACACACAUUUGCGCUUACAUCCAGGUUUUUUAAACCAGGAAAUCUCGUUAAAAAUGGGCGAUAGACUCCUUUGUUAUUGCCAGUGGAUGAGUAUGCCUUUGUUAUUUUUCUGAUGUGUCAAGGUGCACUUGAAGCAGGGUUAGUAAACGGUAGAAGGCAGAGUUGGUGAUUGUUGGAACAGUUGAAUGACUAACAAAAACAUGUUUAAUGAGUUUUAUUUUGUUUCUGUUACGUUUGAAUAAAGUGUGUUUUACGACAAACAG
This is a messenger RNA of Cottoperca gobio, 1533 nucleotides long. Its product is annotated as zinc finger protein 90 homolog. The coding region runs from base 161 to 1222 and encodes 353 amino acids. NCBI's taxonomy places the organism in Eukaryota, Metazoa, Chordata, Actinopteri, Perciformes, Bovichtidae. Gene Ontology annotation, molecular function: RNA polymerase II cis-regulatory region sequence-specific DNA binding; DNA-binding transcription factor activity, RNA polymerase II-specific. Gene Ontology annotation, biological process: regulation of transcription by RNA polymerase II. The transcript has a single exon. The record is from RefSeq and is a predicted model, not a curated record.